Theileria parva strain Muguga is the source of this 1043-nucleotide messenger RNA. It is a transcript of the gene UBC5, whose product is annotated as Ubiquitin-conjugating enzyme E2 5. The transcript has 6 exons. Gene Ontology annotation, cellular component: nucleus. Gene Ontology annotation, biological process: ubiquitin-dependent protein catabolic process; protein polyubiquitination. NCBI's taxonomy places the organism in Eukaryota, Apicomplexa, Aconoidasida, Piroplasmida, Theileriidae. Gene Ontology annotation, molecular function: ubiquitin conjugating enzyme activity. The coding region runs from base 334 to 903 and encodes 189 amino acids. The record is from RefSeq and is a predicted model, not a curated record.
AUUGGAUCCCACUUCUUAUUUAAUAUAUUUGCAUAUUUUUGUUAUGUAACAUUUUUCCCUUGGUUUUUUAAUUUAUAUCCAAAAUUUUUAUGUUUUGUAUAUUAUUAUAAUCAAGUUGAAAUCAGUGCACAUUUAAAUUAUAUUUAAAUACCGACUUCCCUUUACCUUUUCGAAAUUUUCUUUAUUUUUAUUUCACUCGAUCCAUUAUCUAUUAUACGAGAUAGCUAAGUUUCUAAUCUUUGCCCUCGUUUACAUAUUUAAACCCUUUGAUCUUUAAAGCAGAUUUUUUCAGCAACCCAUUUCAAUUUCAUUAUUUUUGAUACUUUUUAUAUUAUGACUUCCAAAGGUUCACACAUAAGGAAGCAAUGUGAUUUUACAAAACUUCUAAUGGCCGGUUAUGACCUGGAAUUGGUAAACGGCAGCACGCAGGAGUUCAACGUUACCUUUCACGGUCCUAACGGAACUAUAUAUGAGGAUGGAGUGUGGCAAGUCCACGUUAUACUACCUGAUGACUACCCAUUCGCGUCACCCUCAAUAGGAUUUAUGAAUAAAAUGCUACAUCCUAAUGUAGAUGAGUCGUCGGGGUCGGUGUGCCUCGAUGUAAUAAAUGAAACAUGGACGCCAAUAUAUAGCUUGGUCAACGUUUUUGACGUUUUCCUACCGCAGUUAUUAACAUACCCAAACCCAUCGGAUCCACUAAACAAUGAGGCAGCGGCACUCAUGAUGUUGGAUAAAACAACAUACGAAGAGAAAGUUAGAGAGCAUGUAAGAAUACACGCUAGUAAAGAAAUGUGGGAGAAAAGGAGAGGAUUUACUAAUCAAGAAUCAUUAUCCGUUGCUAAUGAUGGAGAACCGAGUGACAUAGAGAGCACAGUGGAUGAAGCAGACCUAGAAGACUUCUAACCCCUAAAUUCCAAUCAAAUUUAUUUUUUAUCGUUUUUAUCACUCGGCUUCUCCAAUUAGGAUUCUUACCUUUCUAUCGCACUUUUCUGUUUUCACCGCUUUAUUUCACAAAACCUUUAUAUUUUAAUCAUUUUUAAUUU